AUGCGCUUUGUCAACCCCCCCCGGCGCCCGCAUGCCUUUGAAGUGGACGCCAAGAUUUCUUUCCCCGUGAGCGAAUUUGCAUCUGACAAUUUUCUCGAGAAAGCGAGCGCCGCGGGAGACCCAUCGCUGGCGAGCUCCUGCCUCCAUCCAGGAGCAAUCCCUGCUUCCACCCGGCGGGAUGUUUGGUUCCGGAGCGGGUCCCCUCCGGUGCCCGUUGUGGGAGAGUGCGAGAAGAGCACCGGGAGCUCACGGAGAUUUUACAGAGUUUAUGGCAGCGGUCCAAGACCUUUCAACCUGUCGCAAUCAAGCUACAAAUCUACUUGCCAGAGGUUUGUUGAGAAAUUCAACGAACUGAAAGAAGAAGGAAAAAUUGAAGAGGAAAAAUUGUUUGAAGAAACAGGAAAAGCCCUUUUAGCCAGUGGGAUAAUUUUACAGAGAAGAGGAACAGAUAAAGCAGCACAACAGGAUCAUCAGGACGUUGAAACCAGGGAUUCUGUGUUACACCUGCAGCUCCAAACUGUGCUGGAAGAGAUACGGGAAAAGAAAAAAGAUGGGGAGGAGCAGACGCCAGAGUUGGCGGAAACGCAGAAGGAAGGUCCCUUACCCUCCUGAGAGCCGCGCUGCUGUCCCGUAACGCCCGGCUGUGCCCUGGCCCUGGCAAUCCCCUGCUCGGGGGCCGGCAUUUCUGCCUCCACGAUCUCAUGGUUCUGAGGUGUUUUCUCGGGGGGGAAUAUGCCCCGGUUUUCUGGCUCUGGUGCCUUCCGUGAUCGUGUGUGGGGCACGCACUCUCGUUCUUCCAUCUCCCCAUUUGUAAAAUUGGAGAUAGUCCCCUUUUUUGAGGUGCAAGAAUGUCAUCUCAAAUUGUGAGUUGGAAAAUAUGAGCAUAAAAGUGGAAAAUUAAACAUUUUCUUUAAAAAUUGGAA
Molecule: messenger RNA, 923 nt
Organism: Pygoscelis adeliae (Adelie penguin)
Lineage: Eukaryota; Metazoa; Chordata; Aves; Sphenisciformes; Spheniscidae
Gene: MRPS23
Product: mitochondrial ribosomal protein S23
Exons: 5
Coding region: 1-612 (203 amino acids)
Biological process (GO): translation
Cellular component (GO): mitochondrion; ribosome
Molecular function (GO): structural constituent of ribosome
Source: RefSeq, a predicted model, not a curated record